AUGAAGCGUAAUCUGGAACGCGGCAAUCAAAUCAUUACUUAUCCCUCACUGUACUGGAUUUCGAUCUUCGUCGGUAGAAAAAACAACAAAUACUCUGAAGAAUGCUCAACCACGUCAUUUGUCUCCAUACAUGUGGAGAGCGAUUUUCUGAAGCAUAAGCAUGUGCUGUUAAAGCAGAGGAUAGCAACCUAUGGCAGGGUUUCGUGUUUCCAGGCAGCUUAUCGUUUGUGGAAAUAUAUUCGCUCAACUUCUUCAGAAAUGGUUCCAGUUGGCAUUAUUAAGGAUCUCUACGUAUACCCAGUGAAGUCAUGCAAAGGAAUCAGCGUUUUCUCGUUUUUCUGUGAUAAAGAGGGAGCGGUGUCUGGAGAAAAUCGUGAUCGCCAGUUCGUCGUCAUUGACGGGAAGAGUGGCAGAUUCUACAACAGUUCCGUAAAACCGAUGAUGGUCACAAUUGAAUGUGAAGUUCAUGAUGGCAUUCUUAAUGUGAGCACACUUCAAUUUCGGCCUGUUAUGGUGAUAGAUGAAUGCCCAGCAUGGGACGAAGAUAAAUGGUUGGAUUUACAAAUAGGAGAAGUCCGUUUGCAGUGCUUCAGGCCUUGUUUCAGAUGCCUUGCGAUCACUGUCGAUCCAGAGACUGGUGUGAAAGAUAGCAAUGUGCAGCCAUUGAAGAAAUUGCGAGAGUUCCGUUUAGCUCCUGAAGGCAAGAUGCGCAACUGUUUCAAAGAUUCACCUUUGUUCGGAGUGAAUGUUGGUGUUGAUCGACCGGUCGGUUUACUCCUUGGUCACAGAUUUGUGGAUGCUUCAACACUUAAUUUACAGGGAUACGUCCAUGUGGGGCAAACUGUUUACGCUCGAUAUAAAAAAUCGGCUUUCUGA
Haemonchus placei is the source of this 876-nucleotide messenger RNA. The record is from the annotation of a GenBank genome assembly. Lineage: Eukaryota; Metazoa; Nematoda; Chromadorea; Rhabditida; Trichostrongylidae.